GUGGGGCCGCCGCCGCCGCUGCCGCCGCCGCCGCCGGAUCUCGCCGCCGACCAGCCGCAGUGGCUCGUCAACGAGGACUGGGCCCUGCUGCAGGCGAUCCAGCAGCUGCUGGAGCUGCCGCUGAACCUGGCCCUGGUGUCCCCGGCACACACCCCCAACUGGGAGCUGGUGAGCGACGUGGUGAACGUGGUGAGCCGUGUCUACCGCUCACCAAAACACUGCCGCUCACGCUACGAGGCCGUUGUGGUGCCUCGCGAGGAGGGCAAGCUGCUCUACGACUUCCACCCCAAGAAAAAGCAGAAGACCAAAGGCGUCUACAAGACGAAGAGUGGACAGCCACUGUGCACCAGCCAGAUCUUCGCGCAGGACGAGCACACGGCCCAGACGGAGCUCUUCUCGGCCAAGUUUGAGCUCGUGCGGAGCAGCACAGCCAAGCGCAGCGCGCCGCUCAAACCCCUGUUGGGGUCAAAUCCCUUCCAGAAGAAUCCCAAGCACGUGUCAGUGCUGUCGGAGAGCGGUAUCAGCUACGAGAAGCCGCUGUCGCCUGUCCAGGUGGCAGCGCUCAGAGCGGAGAGAAUCGCUAAGGAAAAGAAGGCUCUGGCUGAACAGCAGCAGAGGCAGCAGCAGCAGCAGCUGGUGUCAGCGGUGUCAGCGGUGUCAGCGGUGUCAGCGGUGUCAGCGGUGUCAGCGGUGUCUGGAGCUCACCACCACCCACUCACCUUGGGCACGCAGGUUGCCGUUGGCGUGGCGAAGCCUCCCCCGGCGGGGGCGGUUGGGGGGGUCCCUCCCGGCUCCACGCUGGGGGGGGGCCUGGGACACGCCGGGGCGGUCGUCUCCACGCUGGGGGGGGCCACGGGGACCUUCCAGGCCUUCGACAAGCGCGGAGCCAUCACCAUCUCCUCCUCAGCCUCAGCCUCCGUCUCCAUGGUGAUGCCCACCUCCUCCCGCCCCCCACCCACCCCUCCCCCCCCGGUCCUCGCUCUGCCCCUCCCCUCCUCCUCGUCGGGGGCGGGGGGGGAGGCGGUCGUCGUGGCGACGGCGGCGGCGGCGGCGACGCCCCUAGCAACGGGGGGCGUUGCCGGGGUGGCCCUCCCCCAGGGCCCGCGGGCGGUUGCCGCGGCGACGGCGGCGGGGCUCAUGGCCCCCACCCGCACGCUGCAGCUGUCUCCAGGCACGGUUCAACUGUCGACUGCCAAGGCCGUGGGACAGCUGUACCGACAGCAGCCUGGCAUAGCGCAACAUCAGCUGCAGCAGCAGCUGCAGCAGCAGCAGGCGGUUGCCGUGGCGACCCCCCAGCCCCCCCCCGCCGUCGUAGUGUCCCAGGUUGCCGCGGUGACGCAGGCCGGGCACAUCAAGAAGGUGGUGCGGCACCUCACACCGGAGCAGCUGAAGCACGUGCAGCUGGGUAAACAACUCAUCACCACCACCAUCACCACCACCACCACGGCCGCGGCCACGGCGCACAAACUGGGCACAGCCACACCGAGUGGGGGCACACGUGUGGUGCGAGCGCCUUCAGGAGCGGUGCCCCUGAAGCCGCCACUCUCCGUGGCCUCCCCCCUGGGCAUCUCCCUGGGCCAGCCGCCCAGAGCAGUAGGAGCAGCAGCAGCAGCAGCAGGAGGAAUAGCAGGAGGUGGUGGAGGUGGUGGUGGUGGUGCAACAGUGAUGAAGUCUCAGCAGGUGAACCUCCUGAAACCACAGCUGCUGAAGCAACAACAACAACAGCAACAACAACAGCAGCAGCUGCUGGCUGUUGCUGGUGGCGGUGGUGGUGGCGUUGGUGGUGGCACAGCGGCACACUUGCAGGCGGUGGCGCAGCUGCAGCUGCAGGCGGUGGGCAAGGGUGGAGCAGCAGCAGCAGCAGCAGCACGCACGGCGCACACCACCACACUCGCCACGCUCAAGGUGGCAGCAGCAGGCCAGCAGCUGGCUCUGGCUCCACACAAGGCGGUGGCAUUCACUGUCACCACCACCGCCACCACCACGCUGAGCCCCCCUGCCGGUGGUGGUGCCGGUGGUGGUGCCGGUGGUGGUGCCGGUGGUGGUGGCGGUGGUGGUGGUGGUGGUGGUGGUGCUGUGAGCCAGGGGGGGGGCUCCCUGAAGGGGGGCCCGCCGACCCCCACUGCUGGGGGGGGGGCGGUGACCGUGGGGGGCCCCCAGGCGCUGCCCACUCAGCUGCAGCUUGCACAGGUGUCCAAGUUGUCUCAGCAGGCUGCAAUGCUCCAGCUGGUGUCUGCAUCGACUCAGCACGGACAGACCCACACCAUCGCUCUCUCCCAGGGCUCCCAGCCUCUGAUCGUCUCGCACAGCCGCUCCAUACAGCAGCUCAACCAGCAGAUCCUGCACGUUCAGCAGCAGCAGCAGCUACAACAGCAGCAGCUGCAGCAGCAGCAGCAGCUACAACAGCAGCAGCAGCAACAGCAGCUGAUAGCCAGCCUGACUCCUCCGCAACAAAUCCAUACACCUCCAUUACAGCUGCAGCUGCAGCAGCAGCAGCAGCAGGCUGACUCAGAAGCUCGGGCUCAAGGGGUGACAGCUACAGCAGCUACAGCAGCUGCAGCUACACCUGCAGCUACAGCAGCUACACCUGCAGCAACAGCAGCAGCGGCGGCAGCAGCAGCAGCAGCACGCGUUCGUAACAACAGCAAGUCGUGACGAUGAUCACUCACUCGGAUCCUGCAUGUGCAGCUACAGCAGCUACAGCAGCUACACCUGCUACAGCAGCUACAGCUGCAGCUGCUACAACAGCUACAGCAGCUACAGCAGCUGCUACAGCAGCUACAGCUACAGCAGCUGUAACAGCUACAGCAA
Messenger RNA from Petromyzon marinus (sea lamprey), 2811 nucleotides. NCBI's taxonomy places the organism in Eukaryota, Metazoa, Chordata, Hyperoartia, Petromyzontiformes, Petromyzontidae. The record is from RefSeq and is a predicted model, not a curated record.